This is a messenger RNA of Poecilia latipinna (sailfin molly), 1837 nucleotides long. It is a transcript of the gene slc38a12, whose product is annotated as transmembrane protein 104. Lineage: Eukaryota; Metazoa; Chordata; Actinopteri; Cyprinodontiformes; Poeciliidae. The transcript is spliced from 10 exons. Bases 271 to 1743 code for a protein of 490 amino acids. The record is from RefSeq and is a predicted model, not a curated record.
UGUCAUGCGGAAGUGGGUCAGCUGAUUGCUGUGAUAGGUGCUCAGCUGGGCUCAGUCUCACAGCCUUAUCAGUCCGUCAGGAUGUGCUUUUAUCUGUGCUUCUUUUCGGCGUUUCCCCCCUCAGUUUGAAAGCGGAGCGGCUCAUGUUGGCUGUCGCUCUUUGGGCCCGUUUAUUGGGUUAGCUGGCAAGAAGUUACCGCUCGGAGCAUCCUGCUAGCAUAGCAGCUAAAUCAGCUAGAAGACUGGAGGUGAGGAUUGCAGUCAUCUAACAUGGCAGGUGGAAUCACAGAAACCGGAGAGCCCUACUCUCCAUUUGUGGGGCUGGUGUACAUGUUCAACCUGAUUGUGGGAACAGGAGCCCUGACCAUGCCCAAAGCCUUCGCCGCAGCCGGUUGGGUGGUCAGCUUGUCGCUCAUCGUCUUUUUAGCAUUCAUGAGCUAUAUGACAACCACUUUUGUGAUUGAGGCGAUGGCGGCGGCCAAUGCUCAGCUGCGUUGGAAGAGAAGAGAGCAGGAAGAGACGGACGACAGCGACUCCACGUCCGACUAUUCGGAUGACGAUUCGGGUCGAGGUCGGUCGGAACCGGAAACGAAGCCCAUCCUGUCUGUCCAGAGGUCGGGUCACGAUCACUUCGACAUCGUGGAGCGGGUCGAGAUGGGUCAAAUGGCCUCCAUGUUCUUCAACAAAGUCGGAGUCAACAUGUUCUACAUCUGCAUCAUUGUCUACCUGUACGGCGACCUGGCCAUCUACGCUGCCGCCGUGCCCAUUUCGCUCAUGGAGGUCGCCUGCGGGAAUCACUCCUGCAGCGCCGGCAGUGUGAAGUACAACGACACCGACGCCUGCUGGGGCUCCGUCACCAGGAAGGACGCCUACAGGGUGUUCCUGAGCGUGUUCACCCUUCUGCUGGGGCCUUUCACCUUCUUCAACGCCCAGAAGACCAAAUAUCUUCAGAUUCUCACCUCACUCAUGCGUUGGAUCGCUUUCACCAUGAUGAUCGUCUUGGCUCUGAUCCGGAUCGGUAAAGGAACGGGCGAGGGCCACCCUCCGGUCGCCAGCCUCUCCGGAGUGCCCAACCUGUUCGGCGUGUGCGUCUACUCCUUCAUGUGCCAGCACUCCCUGCCCUCCCUGGUGACGCCCAUCUCGGAUAAGAAGCGGGUCGGCAGCCUGGUUCUGGCCGACUACGUCCUCAUCCUGGGCUUCUACGUCCUGCUGUCAUUCACCGCCAUCUUCUGCUUCGACAGCUCGCUGCUGCACGACAUGUACACCCUGAACUUCACUGACAACUGCGACGUGUUGGACAUCCCGGUGCUACGCUACUUCCUGGGCUUGUUCCCCGUCUUCACCAUCAGCACCAACUUCCCCAUCAUCGCCGUGACGCUGCGCAACAACUGGAAGACGCUGUUCCACCGGGACGGCGGCACCUACCCGUGGGUGGUGGACCGGGUCGUGUUUCCCCUCAUCACCCUGGUGCCGCCCAUCGUGGUGGCUUUCUGCACGCACAAUCUGGAGACCCUGGUGGGGAUCACAGGGUCGUACGCGGGGACUGGGAUCCAGUACGUCAUCCCGGCGUUCCUGGUGUUCUUCUCCAGGCGCCACCUGGAGCCCGUGAUGGGCAGAGACGCCGUCAACAAGCACCGCUCCCCGUUCCGCCAUGCCGUCUGGGUGUGGUUCGUGUUGUUGUGGGCGGCGUUCUGCCUCAUGUUCGUCACCGCCAACAUCAUCCUGACUGAGACGAAGAAAUAAGAACCACUUGGAAAAAUCUACGACUGUUGGCCAUUUUUCUAGGUUGUCGAGGCCUUAGCUGCUGCUGGGCGGACUGUGCCUUUUUUAACCAAAC